CUCACCGCUCGUCAUCCGCCUAGCGGAAUGGCUUCGACGUCUGCCACACUCGAUGUUCUGGAGACAAGCAAAAAAUGUUUGGCUGGAAGUGCCGCAGCUGCAAUUAGCAAGACUACUACAGCACCAUUUGAUCGUGUCAAGCUCGUUCUUCAGCUUCAAAGACAAAGCGAGUUUGCCAUGGCUGAGUACAAUGGCAUUCGGGAUUGUAUUUCCAAAAUCAGACUGGAACAGGGUGCAAUGGCACUGUGGAGAGGAAAUGGAGCGGGUGUUGCUAGAUGUCUACCAAACCAUACUCUCAAUUUUGCUUUCCGUGACAUUUACAGAAAUACACUAUUGAAAAAUGUUGAUCGGAAUGAAAGUUUUGGAAAAUUUUUGGCUGGUACAUUUGUUUCGGGUGGUCUUGGUGGAGCAACUACUUUAUUCAUGCUUUAUCCAUUUGACUUUGCAAGAACCAGACUGGCGUUAGACGUCAAAAAAGAUGGAUCCAGAAAAUACAAAGGAAUGGUAGACUGCCUUAAGAAAAUUAAAGCCAGCGAAGGAGUUGCCUCGUGGUAUAAAGGAUUAUCAUCAGCUCUUCAGUUUGUGAUAGCUUCUCGAGCAAUUUUCUUUGGAAUCUUCGACAGUAUCAGAACAAGUGUAGAAGAUCCAAAAUCCUUAAAUUUCGCUGCAUGCUGGGCUAUUGCUCAAAUCUCAAUAACAACAAGCGGAAUGGUAUGCUAUCCUUUGGAUACAGUACGACGCAGUAUGAUGAUGCAAUCGGGUAAACAAAUUAAACAAUAUACGAGUACAAAAGACUGCUGGAAAACGCUUUAUAAAAAAGAUGGUAUCAAUGGAUUUUAUCGCGGUGCCCUGACAAAUUCGCUCCGGUCUACAGGUGGAGCUUUGAUCAUCACUUUCUACUACGAGUUCUCAAAGUACAUGUAAAAUGGUUACAAUAAUAAAUUUUCGCACUUCUAAUCUGGUUUAUGAACGUCAUUACGAUUUAAAAUCAAUUAUUUUCAUAAAGUUGUUUGGUUGUUGCGUUAAAUAAUGGAAUUCAUUGAAAGGUGGAAUAGUGUCAGUAAAGAUUUUGUCUGAAUAAAAUUACAAUAAACC
Caenorhabditis elegans is the source of this 1095-nucleotide messenger RNA. It is a transcript of the gene R07E3.4, whose product is annotated as ADP/ATP translocase. Gene Ontology annotation, cellular component: membrane; mitochondrion; mitochondrial inner membrane. Lineage: Eukaryota; Metazoa; Nematoda; Chromadorea; Rhabditida; Rhabditidae. The transcript is spliced from 6 exons. Gene Ontology annotation, molecular function: ATP:ADP antiporter activity. Gene Ontology annotation, biological process: mitochondrial ADP transmembrane transport; mitochondrial ATP transmembrane transport; transmembrane transport. The coding region runs from base 28 to 924 and encodes 298 amino acids. The record is from RefSeq and is marked reviewed.